AUGACAAUUUUUUUAAAUAGACAACAUAAUUAUCUUUUUUUUCUUAUUAUUUCCUGUUAUCUAUUUCUAUUCACUGACGCUAAUAAUGAUACUGAUCAUCAUUCCAAUGAGACCAUCGAAGAAUAUAAUACAACUUUUAUUAGCCUAACAACGCUCGGUAAUAUAACGGAUGAUACGAUUGUAACUGAUGAUAAUAAAAAUACUUCAAGUGAACUCGUUGAUGUUGCAUUGCUAACAGCAGCGAUUAAUGCGACGCCUUUUGCAACAUCAGUACCAUUGGAAAUAACUAAUGUUAAUGUAAUAGAAUUAAAUGCAACUUUAGCAGAUGAUAUCAAUGAUUUAACAACAAUAUUGACACAAAUCAAUGAAACACAAGUUAAUGCGGAAAAAGUCGAAGAAGAACAAACAGCAAUGGUUUCUAAUACUUCAUGUGACCUAUCGAAAACAGGUUGUUGUCUUACAGGAAAAAAUGAUACAAAUAGUGAAGGUUGUAAUGAUGAAAUGAUGAACUAUGUUUCAAUUUCGAAUAGUACAACUGCAUUGAAUAAUGAUACAGAAUCGAUUAGUACAAUUAAAAACGACGACAUGGUGAUGACAACAGAAAAAAUCGAAGUUUCUUCUGAAGCAAUAAAUGAAAAUACUACUUCAGUUAUUAUUGAUGAAAAUGUUUCGACUGAGUCUAAUAUGCAUAAUGCUACAGAAGCUGCUAUUGUUGAAGAUUCAAAAGAAAACAUUGACAGUAUUACAACUGAAAAAUUUGAAAGUAUUACGACGGAAAAAGUCGAAAGUGCUACAACCGAACAUCUUGAAAGUAUUACAACAACAACAACAACAAUAACAAAAAUUGAAAAUAUAACAACACAAGCCGCUCAAACGUCUACUACAACUGUACGAUCUACUUUAUGUGUCGAUCAAGACUUUGAAUGUUGCCCUGAUGGAAAAACAUAUGCAAAAGGACCAGAUUUUGACGGAUGUAAUACAACAGUGACAUGGGUACCAUCAACGGCCAAAGCUUCAUCACAUGGCGUAUGUGAACUAGAAAAAGAUGCCGGUAGUUGUAGUAAAUAUGUUAAUAUGUGGGCGUAUGAUCGUCAACAAGGUAAAUGUGUAAGAUUUUGGUAUGGAAAUUGUGAAGGGAAUGGAAAUCGAUUUGAAACCGAACAACAAUGUCAAGAAACAUGCAUUAGUCCAAAGGGAAUCGAAGUGUGUCUAUUAUCGAAAGUAACUGGACCAUGUCACGCAAAUGCGAAUCGUUAUUAUUAUGAUCGUGAAAAAGAAGAAUGUCAACAAUUUCAUUAUGGCGGUUGUAAUGGAAAUGCAAACAAUUAUGAAACAAUGGAAAAAUGUCAAUCCUCAUGCGUAAAAGAAACUGUUGACCAAUGCACUCAACCCGUGGAAGUUGGUCCAUGUAAAGGAGAAUUUACUCGAUAUUUUUAUGAUGUUGUAACUGGGCAAUGUCGAUCAUUUAUGUAUGGAGGUUGCAAGAAGAAUAAGAAUAAUUUUGUGACAUUAAAAGAUUGUUUAAAAGUAUGUGUCGAACCAAGACAAAAAGACAUUUGUUUACAGCCAAGAAUUAUUGGUACCUGUCAAGAACGUCGGCCAACGUGGUAUUUCGAUAUGGUUGAACGGGAAUGUAAAUUAUUUCAAUAUUCAGGUUGUAAAGGAAAUCACAAUCAAUUUGCUUCCAAAGAAGAAUGUGAUCUUUCAUGUUCAUCAUUAAAAACAUCGGAAACAUUAACAAAUGAUAUCAAAUCUGCUUGUCAUUUGCCCAUGGUACGUGGUAAUUGCGAUCAACAAAUAUCUCGUUGGUAUUUUAAUCCAGCUGAUCAAUAUUGUCAUUCGUUUCAAUAUACGGGUUGUCACGGUAAUGCUAAUUCAUUUGAAAGCGAACAAGAUUGCCGACAAAUAUGUGAAGCCAAAGAAAAAGAUAUUUGUGCGUUUGAAAAAGACACUGGUACAUGUGAUCAAUAUCAAAUAAUGUGGUAUUACGAUUCAUCGCAUGGCGAAUGUAAGAAUUUUUAUUAUGGUUCAUGUGGUGGAAAUGCAAAUCGUUUUGGAACUGAGCAAGAAUGUCAAUUGCGGUGUUUGAUUAAAGCUGGAAAUUCAACUUGUUUUCAACAAGUUGAUCAAGGUUAUACAUGUAACGAUACAAAGUCAGUUCAAGAUACAACAACAAAGCCAGUAUUGAAAUUUUUCUAUGAUCAACAACUAAAGAAAUGUUCAUCAUUUCUGUAUCAUGGUUGUGGAGGAAAUGACAAUCGAUUUGAUGAAGAAAACCAAUGUGUUGACAAAUGUAUAGCUGAUGUAGCAAUCCGUCAACAAGGUUGUGGAUCAAAUAUGAUUCGUUGCAAUAUUCAGUGUCGGUUUGGUUUCGAAAGAGAUCCAAAUGGUUGUGAAAUUUGUCGCUGUGUAGAACCUUGUCAACGACAACAAUGUCCAACUGGCUACCAAUGUGUUGUUAUUCCGGAACAAACACAAUGCUUACAAGCACCAUGUCCUGUACCAAGAGUUGAAUGUCAACCGAUCACUCCUGAUCAAACGGCGGGCACAAGUGGAGGUGUAAAGCCAAUAAUUGAAAAUUCUAUUACAAAUAUAUUUUCACAAUUCGAUGCUAAUGUAACAAUUCCAUGCAGUUUACGGCAAGGUUUUCCAACACCAGUUGUUUAUUGGUAUAAAGAACGACAACAAUUACAAGUACCUGACGCCAUGGGUAGUGGUCUUAUAGUACGAAAAAUUGAACGAUUACCCGAUCAAUCUUUAUUGAUAAGAAAAGUAAGAUUGGAAGAUCAAGGUCUUUAUACAUGUAGAGCAAUUAAUGAUUUUGGCCAAGACAUGAAAGAUCUACAACUUGAAAUCUUCGAUUCAAUUAAAGUCGAUAUUUAUCCAAUAAAUCGAAUUUAUCAACUUGGUUUUACAGCUAAACUUCAAUGUCGUGCUACAGGUUAUCCAUUACCACGUAUAACUUGGAUGCGUAAUAAUCUACCGUUAGUCAAUACAACUCGUAUAAAACUUCAAAACGAUGGAUCAUUAAUUAUUCAUCCGUAUAAACGAGAAGAUGCAGGUCCUUAUGUUUGUAAUGCAACAAACAAAAAAGAAAGCGUAACUCAAGUUGCAUAUUUAGAAGUAAAAGAAACACGUAUUGAACCAACAUGUGAAGAUCAACCAACAUUUGCCAAUUGUGAACUUGUUCUUCGACACAAUUUCUGUGACGUGUACUUUGAUUAUUGUUGUCAUACAUGUUCACAACAUGGUCAAUAUACACCCGACAAGUCUACGAAAUCGCCAAAUCGUCGGCAUGUGUUUAUCAAAUAA
Rotaria socialis is the source of this 3312-nucleotide messenger RNA. The record is from the annotation of a GenBank genome assembly. Lineage: Eukaryota; Metazoa; Rotifera; Eurotatoria; Philodinida; Philodinidae.